AUGACUAUCCUUUCUGCCAUCUCAUCUUUCGGUACCCCAUCUGUUGGUUCAAUUACCAAGUCUAGUGUAAUGACCUCAGGAACCAAGUCAUUCGGUUCAACUCAAUCAUCAAACAAUGUUGCCUGUUGGGGAUGUCAUCGCAACCUCCUUGACCUUAACGCCUAUAUUGGAGUCCAUCUUGGAUCUCUCCUAAACCUCGAUGCCAACGUCAAUGUUGACCUCUAA
Acytostelium subglobosum LB1 is the source of this 225-nucleotide messenger RNA. RefSeq lists its product as hypothetical. The transcript has 2 exons. The record is from RefSeq and is a predicted model, not a curated record. NCBI's taxonomy places the organism in Eukaryota, Evosea, Eumycetozoa, Acytosteliales, Acytosteliaceae. The coding region runs from base 1 to 225 and encodes 74 amino acids.